This is a messenger RNA of Gregarina niphandrodes, 245 nucleotides long. RefSeq lists its product as hypothetical. The transcript has a single exon. NCBI's taxonomy places the organism in Eukaryota, Apicomplexa, Conoidasida, Eugregarinorida, Gregarinidae. The annotation marks the transcript as partial. The record is from RefSeq and is a predicted model, not a curated record.
UCCACCGCCGGCGAGGGCCGCCGCGAGUCGCGCACUGAGGCGUUGUUCCACGCCGCGCUGCAACUGCAGCAGGUCGGGCACACCCAACGUCCAGAAACGGAGGUUGCUCAACUCGUCCAGCCGUUGCAGCAGUUCGCUCCCAUGCACGCGUCGGGGAUCCAUAAGUGUGAGAACCUCGCGGCGUCCGUCGAGCGGCUUUUGCAAAAGCGCGUUGCAGUCUUCUGCGCUACCUACCAAAUCGUCGA